CCAAAUUUCUUGGGUCAAUCUCGUGGCUAUCCUCAAUUCUAAGCUGGCUCCAGUGUAACCACUCUGAAAACACGGAGAGGAGCAGCAGCAACAAAACCAAGUAGAUAUUUCUUUCAAUGGCUGGAAUUGCUACUACUUGUUAUUAUUUGACCCUCUCUUCUACAAGCACUAGGAAAACCUGGUUGGAAUUAAAGACCAACUAUGGAAGAGCCACACCUAUCCGGAGAAGAAACUUAAGCAUUAGAGCUGAAGUCAAUUUUGUAAAUGCUGAAGAAGCCAAAAAACUUAUAGCUGUUGAGGGUUAUGCCGUUGUCGACGUCCGCGAUAAAUCUCAGUUCGAUCGAGCUCAUAUCAAAUCAUGUUAUCAUGUUCCCCUUUUCAUUGAAAACACAGACAAUGAUCCUGGCACAAUUGUUAAGAGGACUUUGCACAAUAACUUUUCAGGCUUAUUCUUUGGGUUGCCAUUUACAAAACUCAAUCCUGAAUUUGUACAGUCCGUGAAAAGUCAGUUUUCGCCCGAAUCUAAAUUGUUACUUGUAUGUCAAGAGGGGCUGAGGUCUACUGCUGCUGCCAAUAAAUUGGAGCAAGCUGGUUUCCAGAAUAUAGCAUGUAUAACAUCAGGGCUUCAAACUGUAAAACCAGGUACAUUUGAUUCCGUAGGUAAAGCUGAGUUGCAAGAUGCUGGCAAAGCUGGUUUGGUGACAAUUCAAGGCAAGAUUUCGGCUGUGCUCGGAACUGUACUCAUCUGUGCAUAUCUGUUUAUAACUUUGUUCCCGGAUCAAGCGGAGAAGCUGCUUCAGAUGAGUCCUGUAAGGUAGCCCUUUGCGAGGAACCUUAAAGUUUUGUAGUUUUCACAGUGCCAAUGCCAACAAGGGAAUUCUAAACAUGGAGUUUCGUCAUUCACACUGUAUAUUUUAUUUUGUUAAAUCCUUUUCUUUUAAA
Molecule: messenger RNA, 942 nt
Organism: Gossypium raimondii (Peruvian cotton)
Lineage: Eukaryota; Viridiplantae; Streptophyta; Magnoliopsida; Malvales; Malvaceae
Product: rhodanese-like domain-containing protein 9, chloroplastic
Exons: 5
Coding region: 117-818 (233 amino acids)
Cellular component (GO): chloroplast
Source: RefSeq, a predicted model, not a curated record